Molecule: messenger RNA, 1409 nt
Organism: Neurospora tetrasperma FGSC 2508
Lineage: Eukaryota; Fungi; Ascomycota; Sordariomycetes; Sordariales; Sordariaceae
Exons: 1
Coding region: 1-1188 (395 amino acids)
Source: RefSeq, a predicted model, not a curated record
AUGGCUUUGAACCUCAUUCCCCGUCUUCCCUCCCUCUCCGUCCUCGCGGCAGCCGACAAUGUCUGCCGCAUCGACCUCACCGUCCUCUUCCCCGACUGCGCCUCCAUCGAGAUCGGCGUCCCCCCCAACCAGCCGCACUCGGUUGACGUUCAGCCUUCCACCAUUUAUGUAACCGUCUCUGGUCCUACUGUCACUGUUCCUCCUCAUAGCGACCAUACUCAUGGUCCUGGAGCAGGCGGUUCUGUUUGGCCUGUCACUACCACUUGCGAUGAGGAAGGACUCGUGACGGCUAUGCCUAUCCCUACUGGAUCUCCUUCUGGACCUGGUGGUCCUGGCAGUGGUGGUCCUGGCAGUGGCGGUCCUGGCAGUGGUGGUCCUGGCAGUGGUGGUCCCGGCAGUGGUGGUCCCGGAAACGGUGGUCCCGGCUCCGGUAACAAUGGACCGGGCAAUGGCAACAACGGUCCCGGCUCCGGUAACAAUGGACCGGGCAGUGGCAACAACGGUCCCGGCUCCGGCAAUAACAACCCCAGCCCCUCCUCCACCACCACCCUCACCACCCUCUCUACCCUUACCACCGCCAUCCGAACUUCUCUCCCCACACCCACCACCACCUCGUGCCCUCUCCCCCCCUUCCUCUCCAUCUCCACCACCCUCGCCGACUUGCUUGACCUCGACCUCAAGCUCUACCUCGACCUCUCCUCCCUCACCUCCGGCGUCUCCUCUCUGUUGGAUUCCGUCAGCAACCUGCUAGGAGCCGACAAUCGUCCUGCUUCUCCUUCCAACCUGCCCACCACGCAAGUCUCUCGCUUCCGCACUUUGCCCUGCGGUACCUCGCUUGGUUCGCUUCCCGGUGGUAACACCACGACCAUCCCUAUCAACAACAACACUGACGGGCCUGAUGGUGGCAACGGCAACGGCAACGGCAACGGCGACAACAACUCUGGUGGUAGCUCCGCAAUCGAGGAGUGCAUCCAGCGCUGCGAACAGGAUGCUAUCCGCGCUAGUCUCGAGCUGUUGAACAUCAGGGAUUGCUUGGGCGUUACUGUCGAUCGCACGACUACCGUAGACAACUGCUUGUGGUUUGUCGGUCCUAGGGGUGAGAAGUUGCCCGUUUUGGACUUGGGCGUUGUGGUUGAUCUGACUGGGCUUCUUGGCGAGGGUGUGGAGAGUGCGGUCAGGGAUGAUUGAGGAGGUUGUUGAUGCCGAGCGUUAAAAACUGCUGCCCCUGUGGUUUCCGGUCCCAUCGUUGGCGAUGCCGCUGGUGCGCUGCGGACGCUGCCCGCUCGGGCAGGAAGUGACUGAUCAGCAGACCAGGUGACGACGAGCUUUGGUAGGCUCUGGAUUUGGGAAUUGUAUCUGGAGGAUGUACUUGUUGUACUUACAAGUAACAUACACGGUGGUCCCCAAAA